ACGUUGUAAUCUACUCUAUCUAUGCCUUUAUUUCUCUUUUCUUCUUCGGUUUCUUAGGUUCCUCUUAUCUUCCUCUUCCUCUUCCUCUCCUUACACUUUAAACUCUCGCCGGGCAACUUCCGCUCCUUCCAUUCACUUCUUGUGUACGUUAUUAUAUUCAUUUUUCAUCACACAACACCAUUAACAAUACAAUCAUCGUUCUUAUUCUUGUUUUAUUCUCGUCUUAUCCUCCUUCUAAUUCCACUAGUAUUCGUAUUCUGUCCUUGUCGACCUCCAGUCCUGCUUUCCAGUACUGCCCCCUUUUUUUUCCUUUUUUUUCCUUUCGUUUCCCUCAUCUUCCUUUCCAUUCUCUCUUUAACUAAUCUUCUGCCGUCUCAAAAUGAUGCUCACUGAUGAAAUACCUAACAUCGAAAUCAACAAAGACCUAUCUCACCAACAAAAAGUCGAUAAGGAAUACGGUCCUCUAGAAUCUGACGAGUUUUUAUACUUGUCCCAAUACGACAAUCUGAUUGCCUUUGAAAGCCCUCCAAUAGAAGAACCCCCCUACUUGACAACUUUUUUAACCUACUUAAACUAUCUAAUCUUGAUCAUAAUUGGUCAUUUUAAAGAUUUCUUUGGUAUUCUCCUAACUCCAAACGAUUUCUCUGACGUCCUAGAAAAAGAUGGCCAUGCUCCCUACUACUCCAAAUUCGAAAGUUUCUACGUUAGAAGAUUGAAAACAAGAAUCGAUGAUGGCUUCUCCAGACCAACCGUCGGUGUGCCUGGUCGAUACAUAACCUGCAUCGAUAGAUACUCCUCAAACUACAAUAAAACUUUCCAAUAUACAAACGAAACCACAACCUGCUUAAACCUAUCUUCUUACAACUACCUAGGCUUUGCCCAAUCUCAAGGCCAAUGCACUGACUUCUCCCUAGAGGCUCUCAACGCCUAUGGCACAGGCUCUGGCGGUCCAAGAAACCAAAUUGGUUCAACUGAUCUACACCAAAAAUGUGAAGCCAUUGUUGCUGAUUUCGUGGGCAAAGAAGAUGCAAUCCUCUUCUCAAUGGGUUAUGCCACCAACGCCAACCUCUUCACCUCUCUACUAAACCCAAACUGUCUCGUUCUAUCCGAUGAACUAAACCACGCCUCCAUUAGAUUCGGUGUAAGGUUAUCUGGUGCAACUGUCAAAACAUUUAAACACAACGACAUGAAAGAUCUAGAAAACAUCAUCAGAGAACAAAUCUCCCAAGGCCAACCAAAGAUUCACAGACCAUGGAAAAAAAUCUUAAUCGUCGUCGAAGGUAUAUACUCAAUGGAAGGGACAAUGUGUAAUUUGCCCCAACUAAUCAACUUGAAGAAAAAAUACAAGCUAUACUUAUUUGUUGAUGAAGCUCAUUCUAUAGGCGCCAUAGGCCCCAAAGGUAGAGGCGUUUGUGAUUAUUUUAAUGUCAACCCAAAUGAUGUCGACAUCCUCAUGGGUACCUUAACCAAAUCAUUUGGUGCUACCGGCGGUUACAUUGCUGCUGAUAAACACAUCAUCGAUAGAUUAAGAAUCGAUAUAAUGACUUGUUCCUAUGCUGAAUCAAUUGCUUCACCUAUUUUAGCCCAAAUCAUUUCCUCCUUGAAAACAAUCACCGGCGAAAUUAACCCAGGCGAAGGUGAAGAAAGACUACGAAGAAUUGCCUUCAAUUCAAGAUACUUGCGUUUCGGUCUAAGAAAACUAGGCUUCAUUGUCUAUGGAAUGGACGACUCUCCCAUUAUCCCCCUUCUAUUAUAUAUCCCAAAUAAAAUGCCUGCUAUAACAAGAUCUCUAUACAAAAGAGGUAUAGCUGUUGUUAUUGUCAGUUAUCCUGCUACCCCCAUCAUCGCCUCAAGAGUUCGUUUCUGUGUAUCAAGCUCUCUAACAAAAUCUGAUCUAGAUCGUAUCUUAAGUGAAAUGGACUACUUUGGUGAUAAAUACUACAUUAAAUAUGCUAAAGGCAAACAUAACGACGAACCAUUUGACGAUAAGCCAAAUGCAACUCUAACAAUGUUUGAUAAAUCAACAUACUAAUUCACACUCUACCACCUGUCUAAUAAUAAUCUGGCAAUUAUAGUAUUCUCUUUAAAUUAAUAAUAAUAAUAAUAAUUUACAUUUUGUCUUUUUUUGGUUUUACAAAAUUCUAUACAGUUCAUUCCAUUUUAUAUGGAUGUGUUUA
This is a messenger RNA of Ascoidea rubescens DSM 1968, 2177 nucleotides long. It is a transcript of the gene LCB2, whose product is annotated as serine C-palmitoyltransferase LCB2. The transcript has a single exon. Gene Ontology annotation, molecular function: serine C-palmitoyltransferase activity; pyridoxal phosphate binding. The coding region runs from base 380 to 2032 and encodes 550 amino acids. Gene Ontology annotation, cellular component: serine palmitoyltransferase complex. The record is from RefSeq and is a predicted model, not a curated record. Gene Ontology annotation, biological process: sphingosine biosynthetic process; ceramide biosynthetic process. Lineage: Eukaryota; Fungi; Ascomycota; Saccharomycetes; Ascoideales; Ascoideaceae.